AUGUUUACCCAAGGGUUAGACAACAAUGCUGUUAGAUGGGUAAAAGAGGGGUCAAAUAAUAUCAAGAAGGAAGUUCCUUACUUUAUGUCAAAUCAACAACCUCAAAUCAACCCCAUUUCCUCACGAAACAUGGGCAGAGGGUUCGGGCUGCCCCCAGCUUCAAAAUUCAGAAGCGGGCAUCUGCCCGGGAUUGUUCCAAUAUCUCAAGUCCUGCCCGGGGAAGAUACAGAUUCAGCUUCUGAAAAUGACAUGUCAACGGAUUCAGAAGGUGAGGUGUAUGGUGGACGAUACUCACUAGAUUCCUCUCACCCGGAUGACAUAGUUCCUCCUAGUAGUAGGUACCAUGAUCCUCUACAGAUGCGCCCACAGUAUCAUGUGUACUCUAGUGAUGUGAGUUCUUGUGUUGAAACAAUGGGAAGUAGAGGAAAAGAGAACGUGGUUGAUAGAUUUAAAGGAAUUGAGAAAAACCAAUGCCAUGUUAGAAAUAGUGUUUAUACUGAAGAUGAAUCGGAUGAUGAUGAUGAUUCAAGAGGUAGCUCAGAGUUGUCAACUACACAAGUCAAAAAAGAUGUUUAUCCUUCUCAUGUGUCACGAGCCAAUGAAAAUGUUACCUCAAGAAAUGAUUUGGGUGCUCAAAACAUUCAGGAUCACAAGGCAUUUGAUGAAGACAUUCCUAGUGCACCUCCAUUUGUGGGCCCAGUUGAAGAAAUCAAACAAGAAGAAUUCCAACAUUCUAAAACGAAUCAUAUGCCAUUAAGAGACGAGGUUUCAAAACAAUCUAAUAGCAAUAAUGUUUGUGGUGAAGGUGGUGCAUCUUCAGGAUCAAUUCCUGCUCGACUUCCCACAUUUCAUGCAAGCUCACUUGGGCCUUGGCAUUCUGUGGUUGCGUAUGAUGCAUGUGUUCGGCUUUGCCUACAUGCAUGGGCCAAGGGUUGCUCAGAGGCAGUCAUGUUUUUGGAAAAUGAAUGUGCUUUAUUAAGAAGCACAUUUGGUUUGCAACAAACAUUAUUACAAUCAGAGGAAGAACUGCAUCUAAAACACUCUUCAGAAUCAGAAGUUGCUAGCAAAGGAGCUGCAACAAAACCAAAGAAAAUGGUUGGGAAGAUGAAGGUGCAAGUUCGAAAACAUGACAAACUAAGGUGGUGGUGUAUAUACCGAGAACCAGAGCAUGAGCUUGUUGGAAAAAUCCAACUUUAUAUAAAUUAUACAACAAGUUUGGACGAUAGUCUCAAGUGUGGUUCUGUUGCUGAAACGGUGGCAUACGACAUUGUUAUGGAGGUUGCCAUGAAAGUUCAAAACUUCCAACAAAGAAAUUUACUUUUGCAUGGUUCAUGGCAAUGGUUGCUCAUUGAAUUCGCAUCAUAUUAUGGUGUUUCUGAUGCUUACACAAAGCUAAGAUACCUUUCGUACGUAAUGGAUGUUGCUACCCCAACAGCUGAUUGUGUCUCACUUGUCUAUGACUUAUUGUUACCAGUUAUGAUGAAGGGAAAUACCAAGAGUGCCCUUAGCCAUCAAGAGAAUAGAAUAUUAGGAGAGAUUGAUGAGCAAAUAGAGCAGAUUCUUGCACUUGUUUUCGAGAACUACAAGUCACUAAAUGAGCAAUCUCCAUCUGGCAUUAUGGACGUUUUUACCCCUGCCACUGGGGUGGCAGCACCCGUGUUGGAACCUGCUGUGAAACUUUAUAAACUUCUUCAUGAUAUAUUGUCUCCUGAGGCACAAAAUAAACUAUAUAGCUACUUCCAGGCUGCUGCGAAGAAAAGAUCUAGAAGACACUUGACUGAAACCGAUGAAUAUGUGAGUGGAGUUGGUGAAGGCAAUUUGAUGGAUUCUGUUGCUAUUUCUACAGCUUAUAAGAAAAUGAAAUCUCUUUGUAUGAACAUAAAGAAGGAGAUUUUUACAGACAUUGAGAUCCAAAAUAGCAAUAUACUUCCAAGUUUUAUAGACCUACCAAAUCUUUCAACAGCAAUAUACAGUGCAGAACUCGCAAGCAGAUUAAGAGCCUUUCUUGUUGCAUGCCCUCCAACGGCUCCUUCUCUUCAUGUUGCAGAGCUUGUAAUUGCAACUGCAGAUUUCCAGAAGGAUCUUGCUUCUUGGAAUAUCAAUCAUGUCAAAAAUGGAGUUGAUGCAAAAGAAUUGUUUCAUUUGUAUAUCAUGAUAUGGAUUCAAGAUAAGCGUAUGUCUCUCCUGGAGACAUGUAAGAUGGAUACGGUGAAAUGGUGUGGAGUGAGGACACAACAUUCAACAACUCCAUUUGUAGAUGAGAUGUAUAAUCGUCUUAUAGAGACUUUGAAUGAUUAUGAGGUCAUUAUAAGCCGUUGGCCAGAGUAUACCUUUGCUUUGGAGAAUGCGAUUGCUGACAUUGAAAAGGCGAUAAUUGAAGCCUUAGACAAACAAUAUGCAGAUGUAAUUGCACCUUUGAAAGAAAAUAUGACACCAAAGAAGUUUGGGCUGAAAUAUGUCCAAAAGCUCACUAAACGAACCACACAUCCUUAUGUGGUGCCUCCCGAGCUUGGGAUUCUCUUGAACUCUAUGAAGAGGAUGCUAGAUAUUUUACGACCUAAAAUUGAGCUCCAAUUGAAGUCAUGGGGUUCAUGUUGCAUUCCUGAUGGGGGAAAUGUGGCACCUGGAGAACGUUUAAGUGAAGUCACAGUGAUGUUUAGAUCAAAAUUCCGGAAUUAUAUACAAGCAGUUGCUGAGAAGCUUCUGGAAAAUACAAGAUUACAUAACAGUACAAAACUGAAGAAAAUCCUUAAAGAUUCCAAGGAAAGUGUGGGGGAAUCUGAGAUUAGAUGCAGAAUGCAACCAUUAACAGAGCAGCUUACGAAUACAAUGAAUCAUCUCUAUAACAUCUUUGAGACUCAUGUUUUCAUUGCAACAUGUCGAGGGUAUUGGGACCGAAUGGGACAAGAUGUUUUGAGUUUUCUUGAGAACAGGAAAGAGAAUCGUUCGUGGUACAAAGGUUCAAGAGUUGCCGUUUCUAUUUUGGAUGAUACAUUUGCAUCACAAAUGCAACAAUUGGUGGGAAACACGCUUGAAGAAAAGGAUGUUGAACCACCAAGAUCCAUUGUUGAAGUGAGGUCAAUGCUCUGCAAGGAUGCUGCUAGCUACAAGAAUGAUACUUUCUACUAUUAGAAAGUUUCUGUUUUGCACAUACAGAUACAAGAACAAGAUGGCUGAUGGUGUUGACUUUUGGUCAACCCAGGGCCAAUUUUUGUGCGUUUUUGCUACAACUACUCCCCUUUUGUUUAUCUCAUGUCAUGAGCCUGUUAAAAUUGGUUAUUUAUAUGUAGUUGACAUCAACUGAGUAUAGAAAAUGAUUUCUUGAUGUUUACAUUACAUUAUAGCUAAUUACAAUUAGGAUCAAGAGGAAAGAUGAUUUUUAGCGUUGGAUUCGUCAUAUUCAUAAUUCUUAACAUAAUUUAAAGCAAUGUGAUUCUUCGUUGUUUGUGGGUGGUUUGACUUUAUUAUAU
Lactuca saligna is the source of this 3470-nucleotide messenger RNA. NCBI's taxonomy places the organism in Eukaryota, Viridiplantae, Streptophyta, Magnoliopsida, Asterales, Asteraceae. The record is from the annotation of a GenBank genome assembly.